AUGUUCGACGUUGUUGUUGUUGGAGCUGGAUUGAGCGGAUUGCAGGCUUCCUAUCAUGCUCAGCGAGCGGGUUUGUCGGUCGUCAUCAUUGAAGCAAGAGACCGAGUUGGGGGUAGAGUUUGUACUGUUCCUAUUGCUUCUAAUCGCGGAGUUGUGGACCUAGGUGCAGCUUGGUUUGACCAAGAAACACAGCCUCGAGUUACAGAAUAUUUCUCCAUUGAAGAUAGAGAAAACAUGGCGAUGAUUUGUGACCAUGUGGAAGCUGAGCUGCUGAAGACUGGUAUUGGAGGUAUCCAAGAAGAUGCGGUGUCGGUUGAUGACUACGUCCGAAAGAUGGGUGCAAAUGAUAAAACAGCGAAGAUGGCUAGUUUUUGGACUCGGGCUUUUCACGGCCUAGAAUCAACACAAGUACCAAUGGGGUGCAAUCUCAUCGCUCGUGGGAUCGCUAGCCUCAUCGGAGAAAGCAAGAUUUUACUAUCCGAACCCGUCACGUCUAUUAAAAACGAAAAGACACAUGUCGCAACCAUGUCUGCUUCGGGAAAAGUAACCAAAGGCAGAAAAUGCAUCGUAUCUAAUCCGAGUGUAUUGCUUGCAGACAUCGUGUUCACCCCUAGCCUCCCAGCUUCGUAUCGGGACCUCUCUACGCGGAUGACCUUAGGACACUUCUACAAAUCGAUUGUAUGCUAUGACAGGCCGUGGUGGCGUGAAGAGGGUUAUAAUGGUUCCUGUGUGAGCUAUAUUGGGCCUAUAAACAUUGUUCGAGAUAGCAGUAUGCCGGAAAAGGGCUUCUAUGCCUUGACAUGCCUUAUGACCGGUGCUGAUGGGCAGUCUUGGAGUAGACUGGCCCCUCAUGACCGCCGCCAUGCAAUCCUCACUCACUUUGCGGCUAUUUUCAAUGUCGGGGACGAUUCGACAAUUUGGCAGCCUAUGGGCUUUUUUGACAAGAUCUGGCAGUACAAGAAAUACAGUGGCGGCGCGCUUUCCCCCGUCCCCAGACUAGGUUGUCUUGCAAAUAUUGCACCAAUCUAUAAGAGUCCUGUUGGAAAUUUAUAUUUUGUGGGGACGGAAUACUCCGAUGACUGGAGAAACCAUAUGGAAUAUGCCUUGAUAUCUGGUGAGAAGGGGGCUAGGGAAGUGAUCCAAGCACUCCGACAGGGGCGGUUGAAUUGA
Clonostachys rhizophaga is the source of this 1170-nucleotide messenger RNA. NCBI's taxonomy places the organism in Eukaryota, Fungi, Ascomycota, Sordariomycetes, Hypocreales, Bionectriaceae. The record is from the annotation of a GenBank genome assembly.